Molecule: messenger RNA, 242 nt
Organism: Spirodela intermedia
Lineage: Eukaryota; Viridiplantae; Streptophyta; Magnoliopsida; Alismatales; Araceae
Source: the annotation of a GenBank genome assembly
AUGUCGCCGUCGAAUUACCCGACGUGGUCGUUGAUGUCCAUCUAAAAGACAACAAACGAAAACGAAGUUUCUGGUAUUCCCAGGACACCUUCAGAAGCAGUGGCCAAUCAGACCCUACGACGACGACGACCAAUCCUCGAAGGAGCGGGCCAUCGGCAGUAAUGGGAACAGCAAUGAAGAUAGAGAGAGAGAGAGAGCUGACGAGCCCUCGCACUAUGAAUGAAGUGACAAGUCGUGUAUAA